CAUUUAAGACGCUUUCAAGGUGCACUGUACAUCCCAGACCAGCUCUUACUCGUGGAGGAAAUCUGAUCUGCUACAGCACGGAAACAUCAGUGGUCACCACAGCAAGACAAAUUCCUUAGGGAGCUGCCUGUUUUUAAGACAAGUGUUCAUGAUAUGAUCCAGCUGGUUUAUAGAGAUCAACAACUCCCUUGUGAAUAAUGGUUAAAAACGAAUCCCACCUGGAUGCUGAAACUCUGGCAAUGCUCCAGAACAAAGCUAUCUCCAUCACCCUCCCAGUUGUAUAUACACUGGUGGCUAUGAUCAGUAUCCCAGGCAAUUUGUUCUCCCUUUGGGUGCUCUGCUGGCACAUCAAACCCAAAACACCUUCUGUUAUCUUCAUGAUCAACCUAAGCAUCACGGAUCUCAUGCUGUCCAGCUGCUUUCCCUUCCAGAUUUCUUAUCACAUUCAGAGCAAUCACUGGAGCUUUGGCAAGACUCUUUGCAGCCUUGUGACUGUGAUGUUCUACGCCAACAUGUAUUCUUCCAUACUGACCAUGACCUGUAUCAGCAUCGAGCGGUACAUGGGUGUAGUAUAUCCCAUGAAGUUGAUCAAGUGGAGAAGAAAAAGAUAUGCCUUGGCUGCCUGCCUAGGUAUGUGGAUUUUGUUGCUACUAGCCUUCUACCCACUAGAAAGCACAGAUCUGACCUAUGAAGUGAAAGAAUUGGGAAUUAUAACCUGUUUUGACGUCCUCAAAUGGGAUAUGCUACCCAACUUUGCAGCCUGGGUAGCCUUUCUCCUCACACUAUUUGUCGUGCUCUUCCUGAUCCCUUUUGUUGUAACAGUUGGAUGCUAUAUUGGCACCAUUCGGAAGCUUAUUCAGACAUCGAACAGAUAUGGUAACAGGCAGAAGACUAGAUCCAUAUACCUGGCGAUUAUAGUCCUUCUGGUAUUCAUCACUUGCUUUGCCCCCAAUAACUUUAUCCUACUUGUGCAUAUGAUCAUCCGCCUAUUUUAUGGCAGGAGUUUAUACCCUGCCUACAAGCUCACCUUGUGCCUCAGCUGCUUCAACAACUGCAUAGAUCCCUUCAUUUAUUAUUUUGCAUCCAAAGAAUUUUACCAGAAAUUCAUGCAAGUAUUUCGCCCUAAGGUACUGCUCAGCGACAGUUUGGAAAACAGAAGGGAAAGCUUAUUCUCUGGCAGGACGAUGUCAGCCAGGUCAAUGUCAAGCGGACCUAUGGAUGGGUUAGAAGGAGUAAAGGUCUAUUUGCAAAGACAGGAAAGUGUUUUCUAGCCUUAGACAUGCUCAGAAGAAAGGCACAUGUGAGAUCCAUGAAUAGGCAAAGAAAACAUCCUCAAAAUACCUUGCUCCAGUGACAGAAGUCAAGCCAUACUUACAUUGUGCAUCGUACUUCAGU
Pterocles gutturalis (yellow-throated sandgrouse) is the source of this 1395-nucleotide messenger RNA. It is a transcript of the gene P2RY8, whose product is annotated as purinergic receptor P2Y, G-protein coupled, 8. The transcript is spliced from 3 exons. Bases 198 to 1271 code for a protein of 357 amino acids. Gene Ontology annotation, biological process: phospholipase C-activating G protein-coupled receptor signaling pathway; blood coagulation; positive regulation of Rho protein signal transduction. The record is from RefSeq and is a predicted model, not a curated record. Gene Ontology annotation, cellular component: membrane. Lineage: Eukaryota; Metazoa; Chordata; Aves; Pterocliformes; Pteroclidae. Gene Ontology annotation, molecular function: G protein-coupled purinergic nucleotide receptor activity; thrombin-activated receptor activity.